AAUGUUUGAUGAACCGUUGUAGUACCCACCCCUCUCUCUCCUCUCUCUCAUUGAGAAAUGAUAUAGGAAAAAAGGAAAAAGGAAAAACAAAUUGUAUACAGACAUAGAUACAUACAUCUUUGCAAGUUUUCCUUUGGGUACGCUGGUUAACAGUUUUUCAUUGAGAUUUCACCUCACCGGCAACUCCUUGGUAAUCCAGUACAGAAAUUUCAACGUUCUUAAUAACAACACCCACCACCUGUUCGAUGAAAUGUCUGUUCGAACUUUUCCGAUUCUGAUUCUUCAAUUUUGAUGGAUGGAGACCUCACUCUGCUAUGCGUUCUCAUAUCCAAUUUGCACCACCACCCACGUUACCAAAUCUCCUCGUGGGUUAAUAGUAUCCGCCUCACGCUCCGACACCAAAAAACACAAUACACGAAAACCGCAGCCGACCAAGAACCUCCGCCACCGCCGCAGAACAGAGAGCCCCCCAGACUUCCACCCCAUCCUCCACCCCGUCCCAUUCGAUUCCGAUUCAGACACACUUCACUCCGAGUACGAUGUUAGCGACAGCUGCGAUGAAAAUCUAGUGUGGGAAUCAGACGAGAUUGAAACAAUUUCAUCUCUUUUCCAAGGGAGGGUGCCUCAGAAACCAGGCAAACCCAAUAGAGAGAGGCCUCUCCCACUUCCUCUUCCUCACAAGAUUCAACCUUUGAGAUUCCCCACCCCUAAGAAUCUAAUCAAGAAUCACCCCUCUUGUUCCUCAAGGCAGCCCGUAUCGAAUCAGAUUUACAAGAAUCCGACUUUCUUGAUUACCUUAGCCAGAGAAAUCAGGACCCUUAACCCCGAAGAUAACGUGUCUGCCGUUCUCGAUCCAUGGGCUCGGUUUCUACGAAAAGGGUCCCUGUCGCUCACCGUCCGUGAAUUGGGCCAUAUGGGACUUCCCAAUCGGGCACUACACGUUUUCUGUUGGGUUCAGAACCAGCCGCAUUUGUUCCCCGACGAUCGAAUCCUAGCUUCGACGGUGGAGAUACUUGCCAGGGCCCACGAGCUAAAAAUGCCGUUCGAAAUGGAUAAGUUCAUCACGUUAGCUAGCAAGAACGUGUACGAGGCUAUGGUGAAGGGAUUCAUCAAAGGCGGUAACUCGAGGCUCGCUUGGAAGCUUCUCUCGGUUGCGACCGAAGGUAAAAGAAUGUUGGAUAGUGGAGUGUACGCCAAACUGAUUUCACAAUUGGGGAAAGAUCCCGAUAGAAGAAUGCUCGUUUUGCCGUUAUUGGAAGAGCUCGCGGAAAGAGAGGAACUUGUGCUGACUCAGCAGGACUGCACGUCUGUUAUGAAAGUUUGCUCGAAGAUGGGGAGAUUCGAGAUCGUGGAAGCACUGUACGAUUGGUUCAAAAACAGGUCCGGGAAUAAUAUUCCGAGUGUGGUUAUGUACACGACCGUGAUACAUAGUCGGUGUUUGGAGAGUAAAUAUAGGGACGCAAUGGCUGUUGUUUGGGAAAUGGAGGAUUCGAAUUGCGUGCUUGAUCUUCCGGCGUAUCGUGUCCUGAUAAAGCUUUUUGUUGGUUUGAACGAUGUGUCGAGGGCAGCUAGGUAUUUUUCUAAACUCAAGGAAUCCGGUUUUAGGCCGAGUUAUGGUAUUUAUAGGGAUAUGAUUGGAGUUUAUACGGAGUCUGGGAGAUUAGCCAAGUGUAAGGAAAUUCGCCACGAGGCUGAGAUGGCUGGAUUCAAGUUAGAGAUGUGAUGUGGUAUGAUUGUACGAAAAUCGAAACACAUAGAAAUAUGGGAUCGAAGAUGGGGUUUUGUUUUUAAGUUAUCUUUCAUGGUGUUGUUAACGUUUAUUUAUCAGUCUGUAAAUCGAUCUAAAGAGUGAUGUUUGUUACUUUUCAACAACGUUACGAUCUGCGUCU
Molecule: messenger RNA, 1889 nt
Organism: Erythranthe guttata (spotted monkey flower)
Lineage: Eukaryota; Viridiplantae; Streptophyta; Magnoliopsida; Lamiales; Phrymaceae
Gene: EMB975
Product: Tetratricopeptide repeat (TPR)-like superfamily protein
Molecular function (GO): protein binding
Source: RefSeq, a predicted model, not a curated record